CAAGCGAAUUAGCGAGCUCAGCACUAGCCACUUCAGGUCUCGCCUAUUUCGACCACAGCGCGCAAGCAGUAUCGGAUGUCUUUAGCGUGGGUGUCCGAAAUGCGCAUUCGCAGCAAAAGAAUCUCUGCAACGCCUACACCGACAGCCACAUAAUCGGCAGAACGUUGCGUAAUUUUACGUGGCCAGAACUUGGGGUUUUCAUUUUCAAUGGACCGCAAAAUCGGAGCACGGAAUGGGGUGUACUGCCAUGGCAUUGGUAUUGGUCGAACGCCAUUCCAAAAGCAUUAGGACCGCUCAUUCUGAUUCUAGUCCUCGAACAACUGAUGUUCGUUCUUGGGUAUAGGAGUAGCAGGAAGAUACUAUUUGGCGGAGGCGGUAGUGUAGAAGAAGAACAAGAAGACCUUCAAGUUUCUGGUAAAAGUACAAGUGGGGGAAAUAGUCCAGCAUGGAAACAAGCUGGGGCGGCUCAAAAGAGUCGAGAAGACGGAAAUAAAGCCAGUACAUCGUCUACUUCUAGUGAUGGUAAAGAAGGAAGUAAAACUAAAACACGAAGUAGCGAUAAGAACAGCAAUAUGAAUUCCAAGAAUUAUGCUGGCCCUGAUCGUGUUUCGCGCAUGGCAGCUUAUCGCAUAUUAAUCGUGUGGGUGCUUGUUCCUGUAGGAGCCUUGUCUGUACUAGGGCACAAGGAAUUGCGGUUCAUUUUUUUACCAAUAGUGGCUUUGUUAACGUACCUCGCUUUCAUUGCGGCAGAACGAAAGGCGUCACUCAAAGCCGGUAGAAGUAGCAUCGGCUACUCCUUUCUGUUACUUGGCUUUGUCGCUGUCCAGUUUGCAAUGUGCGGUGCACGCACGUUGGCUUCGCUUUACAACUACCCUGGCGGAUGGGCAGUCUGGAACAUGCAAAGGGAAAGACUCCACUACGAAAAGGACCUUUAUGUUAUCUCCAGUGGUACACCAUCUGCUGCAACAGUGGACGCAGCUUUCUCGAAAAAUACAAAUACCAAUCUGCACAAUGACCGCAACAAGAAGACCAAGGCUAGUCUGGAAGAAAGUCGACAACUAAGAAGUAGAAUGGAGAUGCUUCUGCGAGAUGUUGGAAGUGGUGCUCGGGGUCUCCUUCUGGCGUCUGCAGGUAACGCCACCAUGACUAAUGGCACUUUUGCUAGUUCUAGCGCAACGUCUUCUCAAGCGGCCGCGCAACGAAGGCUGACCGGCAAUGAUGCAUUGCUACUUGCCAAGCUUGCGGAACUAGAAGAGUCAUCUACAUCUUCUUUGUCAUCAGUAGAGGAAAAGCCUAAGAAAGGGAGAAAGACUACUGGUGCAAACGAAAAUCGUUUCUCAGUCGGUUUCUUCAGCCGCCUGUUCCAGAUGCGCAACGAUUUGGUGGAUAAUGGAAGAGGUGCUGACAUCUAUUUCUCAAUCGAUCUCUUCGAGUUGACGACGACCUUUCACGACAGCAUUUUGCAGCGAUUCCUUGAGCCGAUCGGUGUAUAUGGCGCACUUAAUUGGAUCGCGAAAGCUGUUAGCAUUGGGCUGCACAAACUCAGUGUGCGUGCGAAGAAUAUGUCCGACAUCGUGGAGUCGCUUUUGUUCACCGACCCUCCUACCGCGAGACAGCUUUUGGUCGAUUCACGGACAACUCAGGAGCUGUUGAAAGACAAAAUGAAUGAUGCUGAGGAUAACAGUGCUGCUGCGUCCAAGAAAUCAUCGACUGAAGUAAUUGUAGAGCAAGAGGGAACAAGAAAACCUUCGGAAGAGUCAUUGUACCUAUAUUGGCGGACGCGCAGAAUAGUCCGUUUCAUAGACGCUGUCACCAGGGAGCUGCGGUCAAGUCUCGACGCGCAUUUAGAUAAUUAUGGCUCGCUUCGAAAGGAAAUUAAUAUCAGAUUUUUGGACAAAUUCGAGAUUACACACAUCAUUGAAUCCCGUAGUCUACAAUUUCAAUUUCUUCUAAGGCAGAAUACACUUUAUCGUCGCACCUGUGACGCGAUUUUUCCGCCUUUUCGUGUGCGGUUUCUGGACAUUUGAGGGCAACCGUCUAUUUUUUCCGAUAGAGCCGUGGCUGCCAGUUGCUAGUGUUGGGCGCGCUGGCUCGGUCUCGGCACUGGAAAAGGACGAAAAGGAGGAGAACAAACUGGUCUUUUUCAAUGCCACUGCUGCAUUGGAAAGUGUAGUAACUGAAGGAGAUAGAAGUAAAGGUCUUCAAAAUGUAGCGAUUCUAGAACGCUUGCGGAAAAUGCUAGAAGCGACGAGUCCCGGUAGCUCUACAACAAGCGCAGAGAUUGCAACAAACCGAAUACCACUACAUUUGUUUCUGGACAGACUUGCGGUGAAUUCGGGGAUUACGCAGUUUGUGACGAGGCCAUUCUCUAUGGUAUCGAAAGAACAUCUGGAUUUCUUUACUCUUUCACCUCAAGUUUCCUCACUACCAGAACAAACCGAAGAAGCUAGCGAAAAGGAAAGCUGGCCUGAUGUGAUUAUUGGGGAAAUGCCACCUCCCUCAGGAGCAAAUGCUGCACCUGCUUCUGACUAUGGUAAUGCUUUCAGAGCGCUUCUACGGGCAGGAAACUACCAAGUCGUAGCCGUGAAUUCUGCUUAUAGUGGCAUAGUCGCAAGAAAAUUGAGGCUCGAGUUGAAACCUCUUUUGUAUACUUGGGUGAAGGGAGUGUAGGGGUGGUGCUGGAGGCAGCGAGUCGGUUGCAGGUAGACUUUGGCUUUGACUUUCCAAGCAGGAUAUGAUGAGUUUUACUCCCGCAAUAUUUGUACCAUCAUGUUAAGAAAACUAAUGAGCCAUCUAUCAUCGCAAC
Molecule: messenger RNA, 2806 nt
Organism: Amoebophrya sp. A25
Lineage: Eukaryota; Dinophyceae; Syndiniales; Amoebophryaceae
Source: the annotation of a GenBank genome assembly